AUGGAUUCGUCAUCAAUCUUGCGGGGAAAAUCAAAGAAAAAGACGAGCUUAAGUGCAUUGGCACCAUAUCUCUUGCUUUGUAUUACUCUAUUCUCCAUAACUUUCUUCUUGUUUCCUCAGAAUUCUCUCAAUUCCAUCAAUGAUCACAACGUUCUCUACGUCGAACCUCAACCAAAUUUUAAGGACUGUGACUUGUCUAAAGGACAAUGGAUUCCAGAAGAAAGAGGGUCGCUGUACUCAAACUCUACCUGUCCUACAAUACCCGACUCGAAAAACUGCUUAAAACAUGGGAGACCAAACAGAGAUUUCUUGUUCUGGAGAUGGAAACCUGAAGGCUGUAAACUUCCGAGCUUCAAUCCUAAAGCUUUUCUUGAUCUCGUUCGCGGCAAAGAGAUGAAUUUCAUUGGUGAUUCUGUGGCCAGAAACCACAUGGAGUCUCUUCUCUGCCUCUUGUCAAUGGAAGAAACUCCGAAAGAUAUCUACAAGGAUGCAGAAGACAGAAACAGGAUAUGGUACUUUCGAGACCAUGACUUCACUCUAUCUACCUCAUGGACUAAGUUUCUAGUGGCGGGAUUCGAGAGGACUCGCGCUAACAAGACCGGAACAGGAAUUUAUGAUAUAGAUGUCGACAAGAUCGAUGAGCAAUGGGCGAAGGAUCUGCCAAAUACAGACAUUGCCAUUGUUUCAGCUGGUCAUUGGUUUUUCAGACCAAUAUACAUACAUAGAGGAGAUGAGACAAUAGGUUGCAUCUUCUGUAACUUACCAAACAUGACUCAGAUUAGCUUGAAAGAAGGGUUUAAGCUAGUUUUCUCAGCUGCUUUUAAGCACAUCAAUGGAUGUCAUAACUGCAAAGACAACUUAGUGGCAGUUCUCAGGACAUAUUCGCCGUCCCAUUUUGAGAAUGGGACUUGGAACACUGGAGGAGCUUGCGGGAGGACGAUCCCUUUAAGGGUAAAUGACAUCAACCAGAAGAGCAGCGAUAUGGAAAUCAGAAGAUCUCAGAUAGAGCAGCUUGAAGAGAUUAAACGUGUUAGCUUAAUAAAGAGGAAAUUUGCGGUUUUGGAUGUGACUAGAGUUAUGCUAAUGAGACCAGACGGGCACCCGAAUUCUUACUGGGGAAAUAAAUGGAUGAAAGGUUUCAAUGACUGUACUCACUGGUGCUUGCCCGGACCAAUCGAUGCCUGGAGCGAGGUUCUCAUGGCGUUACUUAGACAACUCUGGUAAAUCUUGAGGAUAAGAACUUUUAUAAUGUAUAAGGUGAUGUCUUUGAGUCAAUUGUCAUAGCAACCUUUAGCACAAAGAGAAGACACAUAUUUACAGGACAUAUACAAAACUACACAUACCUGGCAUUGUUUCAUGUAAUCAUGAUCAUAGCCUGCAAAAAACAU
This is a messenger RNA of Camelina sativa (false flax), 1388 nucleotides long. RefSeq names its product xyloglucan O-acetyltransferase 2-like. Gene Ontology annotation, cellular component: Golgi apparatus. NCBI's taxonomy places the organism in Eukaryota, Viridiplantae, Streptophyta, Magnoliopsida, Brassicales, Brassicaceae. Gene Ontology annotation, molecular function: O-acetyltransferase activity. The record is from RefSeq and is a predicted model, not a curated record.